GCGGCGGACGGGUUUUAACUUUUGUGUCUCUUCUUUCCCCCUUGAAAGUCUUAAAAAAAAAAAAAAAAAUGUCCCAACACGUCGAAAACGGGUCCCCGUGUCGGGGCCGCGUGCUCACUUUGGACACCAUGAACCCCAACGUUAAGCGCGUGGAGUACGCGGUCCGAGGUCCCAUCGUGCAGCGCGCGGUGCAGCUGGAGAAGGAGCUCGCAGAGGGAGCACAGAAACCUUUCAAAGAGGUGAUCAGAGCCAACAUCGGAGAUGCUCACGCCAUGGGACAAAAGCCAAUCACAUUUCUCAGACAGGUCUUGGCUCUGUGUUGUUACCCUGAACUGCUGCAGGACAACAAGUUUCCAGAGGACGCCAAGAACAGAGCGCGAUGUAUUCUCAAGGCCUGCGGAGGCCAGAGUAUAGGAGCCUACAGCAUGAGUCAGGGCAUUGAGUGCAUCCGUCAGGAUGUUGCGUGUUACAUAGAGAAGAGAGACGGCGGAAUCCCGUCCAACCCUGAUAACAUCUACCUCACUACUGGUGCCAGUGAUGCCAUUGUGACCAUACUGAGGAUCCUGGUGUGCGGCGUGGGCUGCGACCGCACUGGGGUCAUGAUCCCCAUCCCGCAGUACCCGCUGUACUCUGCCACCCUGACAGACCUCAACGCCGUGCAGGUCCAUUAUUACCUGAAUGAAGAGGAGUGUUGGAGUCUGGACGUCACGGAGCUCAGGAGAGCGCUGACUGAAGCCAGGCAGCACUGCAGUCCCAGAGUCCUUUGUGCCAUCAACCCCGGCAACCCAACUGGUCAGGUUCAGAGCAGACGCUGCAUAGAAGACGUCAUCCGAUUUGCUAGAGAUGAGCAUCUUUUCCUGUUGGCUGAUGAAGUUUACCAGGAUAACGUAUAUGCAGAUGGUUGUGAGUUCCACUCCUUUAAGAAGGUGUUGUUUGAGAUGGGACCAGAGUUCUCCAGCACCGUAGAACUCGCCUCCUUCCACUCUGCAUCCAAAUGCUACAUGGGCGAGUGUGGGUUCCGCGGCGGUUACAUGGAGGUGGUGAACUUGGACCCCGAGGUGAAGAUGCAGCUCACCAAACUGGUCUCUGUGCGUCUGUGCUCCCCCGUCCCCGGACAGGCGCUGAUGGACCUGGUAGCUAACCCCCCGCGUCCCGACGAGCCCUCAUAUGCCUUAUUUGUCAAGGAGCGCUCGGCGGUGUUGGCGGCAUUGGCGGAGAAGGCGAAGCUAACAGAGGAGACCUUCAACGCAAUACCCGGGAUCACCUGUAACCCUGUUCAGGGCGCCAUGUACACCUUCCCCCGCAUCACGAUACCUCCGAAAGCCAUCGCCAAGGCAGAGGAGGAAGGUUUGCAUCCAGACAUGUUCUAUUGCAUGAGGAUGCUGGACGAGGAGGGAAUCUGUCUGGUGCCCGGCAGCGGAUUCGGACAAAGAACCGGAACGUUCCACUUCAGGAUGACCAUCUUACCUCCAACUGAGAAACUGAAAGUUGUUCUGGAGAGAAUCGCAGCGUUCCAUCAGCGCUUCACCAGAGAGUUUUCAUAGUGUCCCUGAGACUUUCAGCAACACCUCACGUGCCUUGACGGGAGGCGGCAGGAUGCACCACUGGCACGUCUCUUCAGCAGUUUUGAGGAAACUAACAGGAGGCAACACCAUGCAGAUUUCCUGCUUGUGCACAUGGCAGCUGCAGCGAUGGAAUCACUAACUUGCACUUUUCCGAAAACGUCCAGUAUUUAAGGAAAGGUUCCAGUCAGUGGUCUAUAACGUCCAAUUAGAUUCUUAGUUUUCUUUUAAUCAGUUGUUUAGUGUCACCGCAGCAACAUGAUUGUCCUGAACUCUGCAAGAUUUAAAGGUUUUAAUUUUACAGAUGAAGGGAAAAUGUUUAAUGUAAAUCAGU
This is a messenger RNA of Thalassophryne amazonica, 1896 nucleotides long. RefSeq names its product alanine aminotransferase 2-like. The record is from RefSeq and is a predicted model, not a curated record. Gene Ontology annotation, biological process: biosynthetic process. The coding region runs from base 69 to 1544 and encodes 491 amino acids. Gene Ontology annotation, molecular function: pyridoxal phosphate binding; L-alanine:2-oxoglutarate transaminase activity. The transcript has 11 exons. NCBI's taxonomy places the organism in Eukaryota, Metazoa, Chordata, Actinopteri, Batrachoidiformes, Batrachoididae.